This is a messenger RNA of Chrysoperla carnea, 3815 nucleotides long. RefSeq names its product exportin-5 (gene Ranbp21). Gene Ontology annotation, biological process: protein export from nucleus; RNA export from nucleus. Gene Ontology annotation, cellular component: cytoplasm; nucleus; RNA nuclear export complex. The coding region runs from base 169 to 3783 and encodes 1204 amino acids. Gene Ontology annotation, molecular function: nuclear export signal receptor activity; RNA binding; small GTPase binding. The transcript is spliced from 11 exons. The record is from RefSeq and is a predicted model, not a curated record. Lineage: Eukaryota; Metazoa; Arthropoda; Insecta; Neuroptera; Chrysopidae.
GGAAGGCAUCCCUAUUGCCGGUGGUAAAAAUUUAAUCUAAAAUAUUAUACAUGUUAUUAAUAAAAAAUAUGUUAUGAUAUCACAAAAGAAUAUUAUUAUGAAACGAAUUUAAUUUAGCCUAGAUAGAUUAACGAAAAAACACACAGAAAUCACUUAACCUGUAAAAAAAUGGCUAUCGGAAAUGUAUCUGCCUUAGCUGCAGAAUUAGCUCGUGCAGUGGAAAUUACAAUGAGUUUAGAAGCAUCACAAGCAGCAAGACGUGAAGCUUAUGAUGCAUGUGAUAGAUUUAAAGAGACAUCACCGUUAUGUGCUGAAGUUGGUUUAUAUUUGGUUGCCAAUGUGAAUCAUUCGCCUGUUGCACGACAUUUUGGGUUGCAGUUAAUGGAACAUACUGUGAAAUAUCGAUGGAAUCAAAUCUCACAAACGGAGAAAAUAUUUAUUAAGGAAAAUGCCAUGAAAUUAGUUGCAUGCGGAAAUGUUGGCGAUGAACCCCAUAUGAAAGAUGCCCUCAGUCGAGUUGUUGUAGAAAUGGUAAAACGUGAAUGGCCUCAACAGUGGCCUAGUCUAUUGGACGAAUUAAGUAUCGCAUGCAAUCGUGGAACUGCACAGACUGAAUUAGUAUUACUGGUGUUUUUAAGACUAGUUGAAGAUGUGGCUUUACUACAGACCUUAGAAUCGAAUCAAAGGCGAAAGGAUAUUUAUCAAGCGCUUACAACGCAUAUGUCAGAAAUAUUCGCCUUUUUUCUACGUUUAAUCGAAUUACAUGUAAGUCAAUUUAGAGUUAAUACGGAUGGUGGAAACGUGGCUUUAGCGCAAUCCCAUGGUCGAGUUGUACAGGUUGUCCUCGUUACCUUAACCGGCUUCGUAGAAUGGGUUUCGAUUUCACAUAUAAUGUCAAAUGGGGGCCGACUACUAGAAAUAUUAUGCAUUUUAUUAAAUGACAAUGCAUUUAAAAAUUCAGCAGCUGAAUGUUUGGUACAAAUUGUAAAUCGUAAGGGAAAACCUGAAGAACGGAAACCAUUAUUGAUAUUAUUCAAUGAUGAUGCAGCACGAUGUAUAUUGGCAGCCGUACAGACCGAACGAUUAAAUUUUGAUGAACAACAUUAUUUAUUCUUGAAGAAAUUAGUUCAAGUUUUAAAUGGUCUAGCAUCACAAUUAUGCUAUUUAUGGGGACGAGAUUAUGGAAUACAAAGUCGACCAGCAAAUUUUCAAUUAUUUUUAGACACUAUUCUAUGUUUUUCACGACAUCCAAGUUUAACUUUAGUACAUUUAGCAAAUCCAAUAUGGGCAGCUUUAAUGAAACAAGACUUAAUAGCACGUGACACGGUAUUUUUAUCCUACAUACCCUUAUGGUUAGAAUAUACAGCUCCAAAGGUAAUAAAAAUUCCUUAUCCAACCGGACGAAAUACUGGACACAGUAUUUAUGACACAGCCACAUAUAUACGAUACGAUUAUGAUAGUGAAGAGGAAUAUAUCAGCUUUUUUAAUCGGUGUAAAGCUGAUAUUGCAGAAACAUUUCGUCAAGCUACAAUUAUCGCCCCAUUAGUGACAUUCAGUUACGUGGAACAAUGGCUAAUAAAAUGUUUACAACAGCCGGCACAAUUUACAUCGGGUUUGGGUAUCCACGAUCCAAUAUGUUUAGAAUGGGAAGCAUGUUCACAGAUUUUGGAUUCAGUUCUUGGAAAAAUAUUACAAGCUACAGAACGCCCAUCAAUUGCUUCAGGGCUAAAACUGUUGGAAAUGUGUUUAAAUUAUGAGCCUUCAGACCCACUUCUCUUAUCAACUCUACUGACUUGCAUAUCAGCGUUAUUCGUAUUCUUAAGUAUGUCCACUGGGCAAAUGACGUCAACUGGUACAUGCAUGGCAAUAUCCGGGGCGAAUUUAUUACCUCGUGUGCUGGAUAAAAUAUUUUCUACUUUACUGUUUUCUCCUGAUGGACAAUCGAAAGAUUCACGAUCACGUGCUGUGAAGAAUGUUCGACGGCAUGCUGCAUCGUUAAUGGUUAAAAUUGGACAAAAAUAUCCACUGUUAUUGUUACAAAUGUUUGAUCAAAUUCGUACGACUAUUAAUAAUUUAAAUCGACAAGAAGGUCCGGCUCAAUUGAGUAUGUUAGAAAAAGUUACUUUACAAGAAGCGUUACUACUUAUAUCAAAUCACUUUUGCGAUUACGAACGCCAAACAUUAUUCGUCGGUGAAGUGAUCGCUGAAGCACAUGCACAAUGGUUGACAAUAGCAAAUGCUGGAGCAUUUCAAAAUGCACGACAAUUUAUGCAUUUCGUGGGCUUAGAUCAACCACCAGUACAACCUGGUGUCAAUGAUAGUGUUGGACAAAAUCGUAGCCAAUUAGUAUAUUGUAUAAAUAUGGUACUGGGUGUAGUAAAUCGAUGUGCUUGGCCAGAUGACCCUGAACGUGCUCAACGUGGUGGAUUUGUAGUUGGACUUACUGAAUCGGGUAAUCCUGUGUGUAGGAAUCCAGCAACACCUCAUGUAGUCCCAUUAUUACCACACAUACUAUCAUUGAUGCGUGUUUUUAAUGAAUUAUGGAAUCGGGAGGCACAACUACAACUCUCAGCAGGAUAUCAAGGUGCACUUGGUAUGCUUGAUGUGGAACGUACAAAUUUAUUGGGCCUAAUUGGAUACGUACCACCAACACCAGACAGUUUUGAUCAUCCAAGCAAACCACAUAAUCCUUUAGAAAGAAUGCAAAACUUUUUAACUGGUAUCCAUGAUUCGUGUUAUCAUAUUUUAGGAUCGGCAAGUUUAUCAUUGGGACGAGAUUUAUAUCAAUUACCUGGUUUAGGACCUGCUAUUGUUGAGAGUGUUUUAGCUAGUUUAGAAGAAGUACCCGAUUAUCGGCUACGAGCAUUAAUUCGAGUAUUUUUAAAAUCAUUUAUUUACUCAUGUCCGCCAGCAUUCUAUGAGAGUGUUGUUUUACCGAUUGCCGAACAUAUUUUCCCGUUUAUGACUGGUCGUUUAAUGACAAAAUGGCCAAAAUUAUCACCAGAUUGUGCAAGUCCAAAUGAUAACGAAGAAACAAAUGAUACUCAAGAAGUAUUAGAAGAUAUUCUAAUUAGAGCGUUAACACGAGAAUAUAUUGAUGUAUUUCGUGUUGCAUUAAUUGGUGGUAGUUUACCAGCAAAUAAUAUGAUGGAAAUGGAAGAUUCAUCCAUGGAUACACCAUUAACAUCACGUAAUACUGUUAUGACUGAAGUGAUCUCCGAUUUAGGGAAUAUACUUUUACGAAAUGAAAAGACUUGUGUACAUAUAGUUUUAACAAUUUUGGGUGCUAUAUCUUGCAACGACAGUAUCGCAUCUUAUAAGGCAACACAAUUAGUAACACCAGUAAUACGAUUUAUAGUAGACAGUAAUUCAUUAACAGAUGAAAUGGCCGCCCAAGUAAUGGGUCAUAUGUUACGUGCACUAGCAUUACAUGGACAACAUCAGACGAAUCAAGGUUGUUUACUAUCAUUUGGUGCACAAUUAUAUGAAUUAUUACGUCCAAAAUAUCCAAGUGUUGUGCAUAUAAUGCAACAAAUACCGAACGUUAAUACAACAGAUUUACAGAAACUAGAUGAAAAAAUUGCUGCUGGCAGUACUAAAGGGAAUAAAGUGGAUAAAACUAAAAAAGAAUUAUUUAGAAAAUUAACAAAUUCAUUAAUUGGACGAAGUAUUGGACAAUUAUUUAAAAGAGAAGUGAAAAUUGAAAAUUUACCACAAUUGGUAUUAGCAAGUCGACCUAAAACUGCACCCGUUGACGCUCCCUUACUAAAUUCAUUUUUCUAACAUACAUAAAACAAAUUUAAUUGUUUAACAAA